This is a messenger RNA of Megalops cyprinoides (Indo-Pacific tarpon), 802 nucleotides long. Its product is annotated as pseudouridine 5'-phosphatase. The coding region runs from base 12 to 716 and encodes 234 amino acids. The transcript is spliced from 4 exons. NCBI's taxonomy places the organism in Eukaryota, Metazoa, Chordata, Actinopteri, Elopiformes, Megalopidae. The record is from RefSeq and is a predicted model, not a curated record. Gene Ontology annotation, molecular function: phosphatase activity.
UGUAGCUAGCUAUGGCGAAUAUGGCAGGAGCACAAGCAAACUUUAAAUCAGUGACACAUGUUCUGUUCGAUAUGGAUGGAUUAUUAUUAGAUACGGAGAGGCUGUAUACGGUUUCCUUCCAGGAGAUAUGUGACCGGUUUGGAAAAAAGUAUACAUGGGAAGUUAAGUCAUCAGUGAUGGGCAAAAAGGCAUUAGACGCGUCACUUAUCAUCCGAGAUUCUCUGGAACUACCGAUGACGCCAGAAGAACUUCUUCUGGAGAGUAGAAAAAUACAAGAAAAAAUAUUUCCAUCAGCAGAGCUGUUGCCAGGUGUGAAGAAACUCAUCCAUCAUUUGCACAAACACAAAAUCCCGAUAGCCGUCGCCACAAGCUCUGCAGGACAGACAUUUGAGUUGAAGACCACUCGCCAUAAAGAAUUCUUUCAGCUGUUCAGUCACGUUGUUCUUGGAGAUGACCCAGACGUAAAGAACGGCAAGCCACAACCCGAUGCCUUCCUGGUUUGUGCCAGUAGAUUCAACCCACCAGCUGUGCCAGAGAAGUGCCUGGUGUUCGAAGAUGCUCCAAACGGUGUCCUGGCAGCACGUGCUGCAAAAAUGCAGGUGGUGAUGAUCCCCGACGACAACCUGGACCGCAGCCUAACGCAAGAGGCCACGCUGGUGCUGAGGACAAUGGAAGAUUUCAAACCAGAGCUGUUCGGCCUUCCAGCCUAUGAUUGACACCACGGGCCGUGCACUGGGGCAUCAUGGGAAAAGUAUCAGGGAAACGUUUAUUUUGAUUAAAUUUUUAAAUCAGCUGUUAAAAG